CUCGCUUGGUUGUAGAGUUUUUUGGCCAUGUUCGCCCCCCGGAUAUAAAGUAUUUAACUAUCUAUCUAUCUACUCCGUAGAUCCAUCCACAAAGCAACAAUGUAUGUACAUGUAUGUACUGUACAUACACACACAGUGGCCACAACCAGAGAUAGCGAGAUAUCUGGGGAGUUGCACAGAAUUGUCGUAAUGUAUGUACAUGUACAUACAUCCCCCGUCAACCAGCGUCGGACGGAACAACGUCUAUCCUAAGCUGGAUGAUCUGGAGAGACCGAAAGAGUCCACUCUACCUUGCCUCUGCCUCUGCCUCUAUCUAUCUCUCUCUCUCUCUCUCUCUCUCUCUCUCUGUUUCUUUUCUAUCUCCCGCCCAUCAUCAAAGGGUGCCAUUCCAUCGCCAGCGUCCUCGCAUCGGGUCGGGUCUGCUCGUCUCUGCUCGCCUCUGCUCUUCUCUUGGCCCCCGUCCCGUCUGCCUCCCUCCCCUGUCCUCAGCCCGGGCGAGGAGACGUUCUCUCCGGACCACCAACCACUGCCACCGCUGCCACCGCUGCCACCACCACUACCACCACUACCAUACCACCCACCACCAGGACCGACGACCACCUCCUCCACCACAACCACAACCACAACCACA
Blastomyces dermatitidis ER-3 is the source of this 631-nucleotide messenger RNA. RefSeq lists its product as uncharacterized. NCBI's taxonomy places the organism in Eukaryota, Fungi, Ascomycota, Eurotiomycetes, Onygenales, Ajellomycetaceae. The record is from RefSeq and is a predicted model, not a curated record. The transcript has 2 exons. The coding region runs from base 100 to 252 and encodes 50 amino acids.